Messenger RNA from Lates calcarifer (barramundi perch), 1616 nucleotides. RefSeq names its product transformer 2 beta homolog (gene tra2b). Gene Ontology annotation, cellular component: spliceosomal complex. The transcript is spliced from 9 exons. Gene Ontology annotation, molecular function: RNA binding. Gene Ontology annotation, biological process: positive regulation of mRNA splicing, via spliceosome. Bases 537 to 1331 code for a protein of 264 amino acids. Lineage: Eukaryota; Metazoa; Chordata; Actinopteri; Centropomidae. The record is from RefSeq and is a predicted model, not a curated record.
AAAACCUGAGGGAGGAGCUACUGUUUACAGUCGCUGCUGCUUUAUACACACACACACAUACACACACACACGUACUGUAGAUCGUUGUUAGCUGCCACUUUAAUAUAUUCACCGUCAUUUAAAAUGAGCGAUAACGACAAAGGUCGGGUUAAGGUCGGACGAAGAAAAUGCAGAAGAAGUCUCAUGUCCUCUUUAUUUUCAAUAAUAUGAAGCUCAGAUGUGUGAAGCUGAAUUGUUGAAUGCAUGCUAAAACAUGAGGAGGGAAGAAGUAUGGGCAGUGUGUGAGAUGGGGGAAGUAAGAAGAAGUAAGACAAUUGAAGAAAGAAGAAUAAUGUGAAGUAAUGAAGUUACAGAAAUGAAGUUAAGGAAGUAAUCUGGAUAAGGUCACUGCGCUAAGUAAUUCUCUGGAUAAUAGUAAUUCUUAACUACAUAGAAAUAUUUAGGCAAAUGAGGCAGAUUUGUCCUCUCAUUGGAGCUGAAAAGAUGCGUGUUGGUGUGUGUGGUCCGUUCAGGAGUCUCGCUCUGCAUCCAGGAGCAUGAGUCCACGUGGCUCAGGGAAGUCGGCAAGCCGCUCCCCGGCUCACUCGCCAGCCCACUCAAAAGAUGGCUCCCGCCACUCCCACUCCAAAUCUCGGUCCCGGUCCAGGUCAAAAUCUGGGUCCCAUUCCCACCGUGGUUCACGCAGACACUACAGCAGAUCUCGUUCCCGCUCAAGGUCCUAUCAUCGCCGAUCUCGUAGUAGGUCUUACAGCGGAGAGCGACGGCGCAGGAGCCACAGCCGCUCACCCAUGUCCAAUCGCCGUAGGCACAUCGGCAACCGUGCGAAUCCAGACCCAAACUGCUGCCUGGGAGUGUUUGGCCUGAGCUUGUACACCACAGAGAGGGAUCUGAGGGAAGUCUUCUCUAAAUACGGCCCCCUGGCGGACGUCUGCAUUGUGUAUGACCAGCAGUCGAGGCGCUCCAGGGGCUUUGCCUUCGUUUACUUUGAGAACACAGGUGAUGCUAAAGAGGCAAAGGAACGAGCCAAUGGCAUGGAGCUGGAUGGUCGUAGGAUCAGGGUAGACUUCUCCAUCACAAAAAGACCUCACACCCCAACCCCCGGAAUCUACAUGGGCCGACCCACGUACGGUGGAGGUGGUCCCAGCGGUCCUCGGCGUUAUUCACGUGACUACGACCGUGGGUAUGAUCGCGGGUACGACAGAGGCGGCUAUGAUCGCUAUGAUGACAGGGACUACUACAGAUCAUACAGAAGACGAUCUCCAUCACCAUAUUACAGAGGGGCUUAUAGGUCUCGUUCCAGAUCACGGUCUUACUCUCCCCGUCGCUAUUGAACAUCAUGGUCAAGCAAAAUCCCCUCUCCUCCGAAGCACAGACAGGAAAUGUUUGAGUGAUGAGAUUGAUUUCACAAUAGAUGUCCUUUCUUCAGGUGAUCUUUUCACUUCUGUUCGCCAACAUGACCAGUACAUUUAAACUGACUCAACACGUGUUUUUUUAUUUUGAAUGUAUAGGCAACCCCUGUCAUAAAUGUUAUAUUAAUAUUUAGAUUUUUUUGGAUACAAAUUGCGUGAAAAUUCAUCUUUGAACAGAUUAAAAGAGAGAUGCAUUUUUUCCACUUU